AUGAGUAUAACACAAUGGACAAACCAAAUCAGAUUUAACGUAUUUCUUUUUAUCUUGAAAAUUAUCAUAUUAAGCUUCUUCCUUCACAAAUCAAAACAUAUCACCAAUGGUUCUCCGAUUACGCCAGGAAAUAACUCGAAGAAUCAAAGGAACAACAUACAAUUUAAAAUAUUAAGAUUGUUGAACGAAAAUGCCUAUACCGAUUCGGCUAGUAAAUAUAAAAAACUAUCAUCAAUAACGAAGGAAGAAACUGACAAAUUAGAGUAUUCGGGAAAAAAAGCAGAAGCGAUAAUGUCAAACAUUACUAAUCAUGAAGACUUAGACAAUAAAUCUGUGGAAGUUGAUUUAUUAGAUGAAGAACAACUGCUAAGGGAAAUGAAUAGAAUUAUAUUACAAGAAAAACUCAUCAUGGAGAAAUUUUCCAAGGCACGGAAUUCUUCUUCAAACGAAUAUUUUUCCUUUUAUUUCAAUGAAGAAAAUUGCAUAAAUCGAAUCAUGGACUUGUCGAGAAAAUCAAGAUUGUAUAGAAACAAAUAUUUGCGAUUGUGGUAUCGUAUUCUCAGACAUAUCAAUAAAUUUAUAAAAGGAAUGAAACCAUUCUUCAUAAAAGAAUGUAAAUACCAUAGAAACGAUUUGGAACAAUUUCGUGCUAGUAAUUUUUAUUACUUCGUAUUCCCUUAUGUAAAAUGCCACAUCAAAAUCUCCUUUUCUCGGUUUUUUAAGCAAAAUCUUCCUAAUAAAAGUAAAUAUUUAAAUAUACUUCCCUGUUUACGUAACCCUAAAGGUAACAGGAAGUAG
Plasmodium inui San Antonio 1 is the source of this 798-nucleotide messenger RNA. RefSeq lists its product as hypothetical. The coding region runs from base 1 to 798 and encodes 265 amino acids. The record is from RefSeq and is a predicted model, not a curated record. The transcript is spliced from 2 exons. Lineage: Eukaryota; Apicomplexa; Aconoidasida; Haemosporida; Plasmodiidae.